CACAACAUCCCAUUCCAUUGAUAAAUUAUGCUCUCCUAGCUCUUAUUCUUUCAUCUUCCCAUCAUCAUCUUCUCUUUAUAUACUCUGCCAUUAAUACAGAUUAAGCUCUCAGUUGUACUUUUUCUUCUUGUUUUCCUCUCCAUUCGUGGAGUUCAGCUUCAUGGAACAAGAAGAAGAACAACAACAAGAACAAGAACAAGAACAACAACAACAAAAAAAAAGUAACUACUACUCAGUGCUUGGUGUUCAUCCCAAUGCUUCCCCUUCUGAGCUUCGCUCUGCUUACAAGAAGCUCGCCAUGAAAUGGCAUCCAGAUAAACUGGGGAGAACAGAAGACCCAUGCAUUGUGGCAGAGGCCAACCAGAGUUUUCAGCUCAUCCAUGAAGCAUACCAAGUGUUGUCUGACGAGAAGAAGAGGAUAUUGUAUGAUUCUGGACUCUAUAAUAAUUCAUUUGAAGAUGAAAAAGAUACAGAGGGUUUCACUGAUUUCCUCCAUGAAAUGAUGACCCUCAUGGCACAAGUUAGAAGAGAGGGGAAGCAGUACAGUUUAGAGGAGCUGCAGGGAAUGUUGGCAGACAUGACAAAGAGUGUUGAGAACUGGGAUUCAUCCUCUAGUGCAUGCUUUAGCUCUGAUGCUCCAACAAGUACCAAGAGAAGUUGUGAUUCAGAGACUCAGAAAUCAGGGAGAUGAUCAGCACCAAGCAUGCAUUUGUCAGCAGGCAUGGAGUUUUUUUGGCAGCAUGAGAUUUCAGUAAAUGAUCUUUAUGAGCUGGAAGGAUUGUAUAUAGAAGAAGAAGAAGAAGAAAGAAGAAGAUGAUGAUGAUGAUGAUGAUGUAAAUUGCUCUUGAAUGGCACAUUGCAUGAGUUUUUCUCAGUGGAUUUGUACAGGAAGAGUGAUGGAGAUUUCCAGCAAGCAUUUGCUCAUAGUGCUUGGAGUUUUGUGAGCUGGAGGUCUUGAAUCAGUUUGGGAACAAAUACAAAUGUGAGUGUGAGUGUGAAUGUGAAUGUGAAUGUGAAUGUGAAUGUGAAUGUUUGUUCGUUGUAAAAUACAAUCUUGGCCAAACAAGGAUGUGAUGAGAGGCAAGUACGAAUGCUCAUGAAUAAAGGUUUUUUUAUAUGUUGGAAUUUUUUGUUUUAUUUGUGAUGUGUCUAAUGAAUGUAAUUUUUUACAUUAGUAUGAUUUGAUCAAAGAGAUGAGAGGCAAGUACAAAUGCUCAUGAAUGAAGUUUUUU
Molecule: messenger RNA, 1232 nt
Organism: Dioscorea cayenensis subsp. rotundata (Guinea yam)
Lineage: Eukaryota; Viridiplantae; Streptophyta; Magnoliopsida; Dioscoreales; Dioscoreaceae
Product: protein CAJ1-like
Exons: 5
Coding region: 161-691 (176 amino acids)
Source: RefSeq, a predicted model, not a curated record